Molecule: messenger RNA, 933 nt
Organism: Phragmites australis (common reed)
Lineage: Eukaryota; Viridiplantae; Streptophyta; Magnoliopsida; Poales; Poaceae
Exons: 2
Coding region: 148-564 (138 amino acids)
Source: RefSeq, a predicted model, not a curated record
GUUGACCGGUGAUGACGCCGAGACGGCAGAGCACACCGGCCACUACAUAUGCCGAUAUGAACCUCUCCUCUGGAAUAGUCAGGUCAUAGUGUCUGUUCUCUCGCCUGAUAUAUAUCUUGACACUGCUUGGGGGCGGCGGCGGCGGCCAUGGGAGCGUGCGCGACCAAGUCCGGUGACCUGAAGGUCAAGGGUGAGGCGCCCUUGGUCGUGGAGGACGCCGCGGCGCCACCGGGGGCUGCCGAGGAGAAGACGAAGGCUGACGGGAUUCCGGCGGCUGCCGAGACGACCGACCCGGCUGACGUGAGGCGCCGGAGGUCUCUCAGCGACUUGCUUAAAGAGGAUGCAGAGGCUAGUGAUCAUGAUGGAGAGGCGGAUCAAGAGGCAGAGAAGUCUGUGGCUCGGGACUCAGCAGCUGGCGCCACCAACGAAGCUGAAGCGACAGCCCUUUCCAAGGGAGCUGAAGCAACGAAGGGGCCGCAGGUCGCAGUUGUUGAGCCCUCCGGCGCAGCCGAGCAGGACGGCACGGCUGAAGAACCGGGUGGUGGAAGAAGAGAAGCGUGCUGAUCCUGACUCGGUCCGAGUUGUUGUCGUGCCCCAGGUGCUGAAGACAUGAUCAAGGUUGCUGAUGAUGCGUCUGCCUGAAAAAUGGACAGCGUUUGCGUACGCCAUGCGAUUCUUUGUUUCUUUUUUUUCUUCCUGUUUGGUUUUUGUGAGGCACGCUUUGUGUCUCUGGAUUCUGAAGCACUUCUCCCUCUUGGUUCCUUGAAUGGUGUGAGAUUGAUAGCUCGUGUUUGCAUGAUGAUGAACUGGAAUGGUGGGGAUUUCAUUGUUGUUUCAUGCUAUGGCCGUGAUUGGGAUUUGGGAUGGGGGAGGCCAUGAAGCAAGUUUGGGGAGGAAGUGGAACACAGGAGAAGGUUGUCCCGUAUUGCUUUC